Messenger RNA from Chenopodium quinoa (quinoa), 2289 nucleotides. RefSeq names its product exonuclease 1-like. Bases 351 to 1610 code for a protein of 419 amino acids. The record is from RefSeq and is a predicted model, not a curated record. NCBI's taxonomy places the organism in Eukaryota, Viridiplantae, Streptophyta, Magnoliopsida, Caryophyllales, Amaranthaceae. The transcript has 14 exons. Gene Ontology annotation, molecular function: metal ion binding; 5'-flap endonuclease activity; DNA binding.
UAUGAUAGUAUUGAUGAUUGAUAUACCUAAGCUUCCUUACAAAAAAAAAAAAUAAAAAAUAAAAAUAAAAUUACACAAGUCCUUUGAGGAGAAACAAAAGAGCGCGGUUUAAUUUUAAUUGUUUCCCCAAUUCGAAUUUGAUUCCCGGUAAAUUUUAGUUAAACUCCGGGUCACACAAUACCAAACCAAAUAACCCAGAAACCCAGUUGUUGUAUUCUCAUUUCAACCACACAAAACAUACCGUCACAGACUGACUGACUACUAAGUCAAUUCAGUAGAAUCCACAUUUUCACCCCAUUUCUUCCCGCCAUUGCCGUCUCCGCCUCUCCACCACCACAACACCCUCAAUAAUGGGCAUCAAAGAUCUUCUCAGAUUUCUUAAACCAUACACCGAGCCCAUCCACGUUCGAAAAUAUGCCGGCAAACGAGUGGGUAUUGAUGCUUAUGCUUGGCUUCACAGAGGAGCAUACUCGUGUAGCAUGAAGCUGAGUUUAAAUUCAGAGGGAGAAAAGAAACUGCAAUACAUUAAUUAUUUCAUGCACAGAAUUAAGUUACUAAAGCACCAUAAGAUUACCCCAGUUGUGGUUUUUGAUGGUGGGAACAUUCCUUGUAAAGCCGGGACUGAGAACGAGCGAUACAGGAGAAGAAAAGUUAACAAGGAAAUGGCAAUGGAGAAACUUAACGAGGGGAAUGUUGGUGGUGCCAUUGAACUCUUUCAGAGAGCAAUCAGCAUCACUCCAUCUAUGGCACACCUAUUGAUACAGACUUUGAAAACAGAAAAUGUCGAGUUUAUUGUUGCUCCAUAUGAAGCUGAUGCACAAUUGGCAUACUUGUCUAGCCUUGGAGAAGAAAAUGGUGGUAUCGUGGCUAUAAUUAGUGAGGACAGUGAUCUGUUGGCAUAUGGUUGCCCAUCUAUCAUUUUUAAAAUGGAUCGAUUUGGCAAUGGUGAGGAGAUCAUUAUAGAUAAGGUUUUCAACUCGACAGAAAUUAAACCAUCAUUCCGAAACUUCAACACCAAUUUAUUCAUAGAUAUGUGCGUCUUGGCAGGCUGUGAUUUUCUUCCAUCUAUUCCUGGUAUUGGAAUUGUUAAAGCUCAUGCGCUGGUCUCAAAGUACCGCAACAUAGAUCGUGUGCUAUCAGUUUUAAAGACAGACAAGGGUAAGCAAGUGCCUGAUGAUUAUGCAAGAUCUUUCAAGGAAGCAGUGGCGGUGUUCCAACAUGCUACAAUAUAUAAUAGAGAAAAGAAGAAAGUUGAGCACAUGAAAGAACUCCCAGAAACACUUUUGGAGUCACUCGGAGGAGAAAUUUUUUUCUUGGGACCUAUCAUUCCUCCAUCAAUUUCAACUGCUAUUGCUGAAGGUAAUUUAGACCCCUCUACAGUGGAAGCUUACGAGUGUUCACUGAGCCAGAAAAAUUCUGGAUUGGCUGAAAUUGAUCAGUGUGAGGUGUCUGAUCCAGCAGAUGCUGUAGAGACUUGUUCUGCUUUAUCUCAACAGACCAAUAAAGGAAAUAAGCAUCGAGCAGCGAAACCUUUAUCCAGCAUUCGAAGUUCAUGGGGACAAAGAGAAACAAGAACAGAGCUGUUUUACUGUAUAUUCAUACCUAAGUAAAAAAGAGAGAAGCAUUUCAAGCACAAGUACUAUGACGGCCCCUAGACAAGUCUUGAAGGAAAAAAAUUUCUCGGAUGAAGCUGCAGCUCUUUCAAAUUUAGUCCUUGCAUCAGAGGCUCACAAUGAUGAAGAAAUCUCUAUUGUUUCUGAGUUUCCGGUAAAGACACCUGACAACAAUCCAUUCCGAAAAAGGAAACUUCAUUCAGAGAACAUAGAAACUACCCCUACAACAAAGUCAACAGUGACUGAGGAUGAUCAACUCGAGUUGAGAAGGCAAACUCUUGAUCCCAGGACAGUGUAAACUCUACAAUUCAGACGUUAGUUGACAACAAAGAACAGUUUAAAGCUCUGAAAAAAGGUAAGAUAAGCACCUGCAAAGCUUCAGGAAAUAAAAAAAGUAGUAUACUGAAUUUCUUUGCUCGCAUUUAAUUAAGAGCCAAUCAUUGAUUUAUGUACUUGGUUGAAUGUCUAAUUUAAAGCUAUUAACACCAAAUUUUGAUAUUGUGCAAUGUAAAGCAUGUACCAAGGUACCUUUUAAGCAUGCUUAAUUUUCCAGCACUGCACGUCUUAGUUGUAUUAAGUUUAGUUCGUAGCACAUACAAGCAAGACUUUACUUGUAUGGAUGACUUUGUAUAAGAUUAGAGAGAGAAUCAUGUAUUUGUAAAUAGUAUUUUUCUCA